CUUCAAUCAGAUUCAGAGAUCAUCAACCGAAGACAAAGCAGGAGAUUAUAAAGUCAUCUCAUUUUGUAUGUUAAAAAACUCGGUCCCUCCGACUCGAGCUCAUCGACAUAUUACCCGACCACUUCUUACAGCUGCCGACGAGUUUUCGAGAUCAAGUGGGCGUACAUACCAUACUUAUUGAUCUGAAUGGUGAACAGGUCAUAUCUGCCUCAGGCGGCCAACGAGUCGUCGGGUGACUAUAUAUAGUUCCUCUUAACCAUGGCCACCAAUCAUGCAUGGACUCCUCGACGAUCACUGUGCCACCCCGGUCUGCUCUUUCGCCGGGCACGACGCUCCCUUUGGGGCGUUCUGUGUCAAACGUAUUGCCUCGGCCGGCUUGAGCGAUGGUCUUGAAGACAAUAUGCACCUAUCCUCGACAUGGAACGGGCCGAGGACCAUAUAUCGCUAACACGACUCAAGAAAUCGUCCGCGCUUAUCGUCGGCGGAAUGGAGUUGACUUGAGCCAGUUCGAUGGAAGCGCCCGAAUGGGCCCGACCUUCGGCGCCAUGUUACUCUGCAAGCUUUCGUUUAUUCACCUCUACAUACUUCAGAGUGUAAUGGAUCUCUCUUCUUCUUAAAUAUGUAUCCAGCUGGUUGAAAGAGAGCUGCCGAAGUU
Molecule: messenger RNA, 655 nt
Organism: Puccinia graminis f. sp. tritici CRL 75-36-700-3
Lineage: Eukaryota; Fungi; Basidiomycota; Pucciniomycetes; Pucciniales; Pucciniaceae
Exons: 2
Coding region: 384-617 (77 amino acids)
Source: RefSeq, a predicted model, not a curated record